AUGUUAAGUACAUUUUCAUAUUUCAUAUGCGGUGUUUUUAUGUUAAGUGGCGCAGUGGCUACUUUAGCAAACUCAAGACAUACGGAAGAUUGCCUCACGAAUUCGCUAGAGAAAUCAAUUUACUGUCGCGGUUCGCGUGCUAUAAAAAAUGUCAUACAAAAUCUGAGUAAAACCGACAAACCGAUUGUCAUUUUUCGUGGGUUGGAGAUUGUGACUUCUAGGGAAUAUGAGAAUGAUACAUUUGAAGCACACACAAAUUCUUCAAGUGAUUCUUUUCUGGAACGUUUUUCCGACUAUUUACGCACUCAUGAAUUAAAUAUAAGAUUUGCUGAUUUGUUGGCGGAUGAAAGUGAACACCAUUUGAAACGUGAUUUGAGGCGGAACGACUUCAAACUUGGCGUCAAUGUUGAAGAAGCACGUAAAAAAGACAAAGGACAAGGAAUUAUACUCGCUAUGGGUGUUAUGUUUGCAAAGAUGAUGGCUGUGAUGGGUCUAGGUGGGAUAGGUGCCUUGGCUAUGAAAGCACUUGGUGUGGCGUUGGCCGCACUUAUGAUGGCAGGAAUUAUUGGUGUGAAGUCUUUAACUCAACAUGGAAAUGAGUCCAGUCACAGCGUGCAGUACGUUAAUGCAGAUGGACAUCAUCACAGUAAAAGACGCAGACGUAGUGUCAUUACGCAAAAAUCACUAGAUGAGCUGCAGCUGCCAUACAACGGUUGGGUAAAAGCUGUAGACAGACAUUUACUUUAA
Molecule: messenger RNA, 747 nt
Organism: Teleopsis dalmanni
Lineage: Eukaryota; Metazoa; Arthropoda; Insecta; Diptera; Diopsidae
Exons: 2
Coding region: 1-747 (248 amino acids)
Source: RefSeq, a predicted model, not a curated record